UUCUAUCUUUUCCUUUUUUUUUUUUCCCUACUUUUUUAGUGAGCCAAGCCGUUAUAGGAGAGCAUUCGGCAUCAUCAGCUGUUCGUGGCUGGACUCUCAUUGCUGGAAGUCGGAGCUGAAGGAGUCACAUGACAGAACUGGAGGCAGAGAGCUAGAGAGAGGAAAAAGGCACAGCAUUCCUCCUCGCACCGCCAUACUGUAGCCUCUUUUGAGCCAUUUCACAUUUUUAUUGCAACAUUUUACUCCCGCUCGGUGAGUACACUUCCAAUGGCUAUUUUUUCUGUUUUUCUAAACAAAUUUUUUUUUGGUCUUCUAAAUUCACCCCCUUCUUUUUCCUUUUUCUUUUUUUUGGUUGUUUUUCCUCCUUUCGCUGGUGUUUAAAUUGCUCAUUUGACGUGCUGGUUUUAAGCGUUUUUUUCCCCCUCUUCAAUCAAUCCAUCCUGCCUUCAAGUUUUGAGCAUGCAGUGAUUCAGAUCGAGAGGGUAAAAAAAAAGAAAACGGGUGCGUUUAUCGGUCUCUGAGAAAGCCUCACACUUUGCUUGCAGUUUUGCAGAGACCGAGCAGGUUUUAUCAGUACAGAGAUUUUUUCCUGCGCAUUUACUGGUGGGUUUUGGGAUAUUUUUUAUUAUUUUUAUUUUUAAUUUUUUUUGUUGUUGUUUUCUGUCGACUUUUGCUGUUGCUGUGACUUUCGGUUUGCAUUUUGGCAGUGUGGUUUGUGAUUUUGAUCAAUCUCGCCGGUGAAACCCCUCGCUUUUACUUUGUUGCUCUUUUCUUUAUAUUUUACUAAAGAAACAAGGGAAUCAUUUUUAAAGUCCCCCCACCCCCCUGCCCCUCUGACAUUUUAACCUGACCAUUUUCUUGCAGCUGAGCUCACAGAUUCUUCGGAGAGUUCAAUGCGCUUUUCUUGUUUUCUAUUCCAACGAGGAUGAACAGACAUUUUCCCUCUUGCAGGAGGGCAACUGGAGGAGAAUGACUGGUAAAACCCAGACCAGCAACGUGACCAAUAAGAAUGACCCCCGUUCCCUCAACUCCAGAGUCUUCAUUGGGAACCUCAACACAGCCAUCGUUAAGAAGACCGACAUAGAGGUCAUCUUCGCCAAGUACGGCAAGAUAGUGGGUUGCUCUGUGCAUAAAGGUUACGCGUUUGUACAGUACGUGAAUGAAAGGAACGCCCGAGCAGCGGUUGCAGGAGAAAACGCCCGGGUCAUUGCUGGACAGCCUCUAGACAUAAACAUGGCAGGCGAGCCCAAGCCGUACAGGCCUAAAGGUGGAUCCAAACGGCCGCUCUCAGCCAUUUACAGCGGUUAUGAGUUUGAUUACGAAUACUACAGGGAUGAUUUCUACAGCAGGCUUUUUGAUUACCACGGCAGAGUGGCCCCCCCACCCAGAGCUGUGAUCCCCCUGAAACGCUCCAGGGUGCUCGCUCCUUCCUCUCGCCGUGGGAAGACUUCCUUACCUGUCAAAACAUCCUCCUCUUCUUCUUCUUCAUCCUCCAGACCUCCAACAUCCUCCUUCUCCUCAAGUGUCAAAUUGAAGACAGACCAGCUCCAGACCAUUAAACGAGAGCUCACCCAGAUCAAAAUGAAGAUUGACUCUUUACUGGGACGCCUAGAGAAGAUUGAGAAGCAGCAGAGGACCGAAUCUGAAGCUCAAAGAAAAUAUGGAGACAACUGUGACUCCCUGCAUGAAGAGUCUGUGUCGGAGACGGCAGAAAACUCCGGUGAGGAGGCAGGCGAGGGGGCGCUGGACGUGGAGGCAGGCGAGAUGACUGAUGGAGGCGAAGACGACUAUGACGAGGAGGGCAGCCACCAUCUGAUAGAGAACCAUGUAUCAGACAUUGACAACUGAGGUAAGGGCGAGGAAGAAAGGUCUCCUGGUUGUAGGUUUUAGAUUUCAUCAUCACCUUCGAGAGGCAAAAAAAAGGGAAUUUGUGAGGGAUGAAGGUUCAGGACUGCAAGUUGUGUUUUGAUGCUCAACUUUGAGGCACAAACCAAAUGUGACGUGUUAUUUAAAGAAAAUUUAUCCAAGACCUGUUUUAACAUUUUUCUCCUGGAGUUACUUAAAAAACAGCUUAUAUCACACGGCACAAAGGAAACAGGAAGAUUUAUAAAUAAUUGUUGAUGCUUUUAUGAAAUGUGCUUGCGCUGUAAUCUUAAAAUUCUUUCUUUUAAUGUUUUUAUUUCUCAAACAUCAAAUGAAUAAGUUAAGGUAAGAACAAUCUCUGGCCGCAGUGGUGUUCAGAAAAUAAAUGAAACACCACUGCCGUCUGGUCUUGGAUUUGGACUCAUGCAUAAGCCAAUAGCUGUGAGCAUAACGUAAUCCAGCUUUAUCCAUUUAUCACACAAAUGUCCCUGUGGGGCUGUUCCAUCGUGUAUCCUGACUCCUGCCAAGUUUCAGAAGCAGCGAGGGCUUCCUGUGGUGGAGCGAGCCAACCUUGGCACGGACCUCCUGAGGGAGAAGCAGAGCCCUGAUGUCUCCUCCCUGCUCAGCUUCGUGCUUCCCAACAUGGACUGCUGCUGUUCUCCUUCACCAUCUCCUUCAUUCUGCACUGAUUCACAGCAUCUCAUUCAGGCGAAAGAGCAAAGCAGGAGUUUUCAAAACGAGGGUUUCACUUUUUGUCACAUUAUGACCACAAGUUUCCAUGUAUUUUAUUGGGAUUUUAUUUAAGAUUACCAAAAAGCACUGAAAAAUAGUGGAAGGAAAUUAUACAUGGUUUUCAAAAUGUUUAUAUGUAUUCAGCUCAAUAUAUUCUAAUAACCCCUAAUUAAAAUUAAGUACAACCAAUUGCCUUGAGAACAUACCAAAUUAGUAACCAAACGUAUAUUUAAAUCAUAUAAUUCAAAUAUGAAACAAUAUUCAAAGCUUUGAACAUCUCAUGGAGCACUUUUCAACUCAUCAUCUGAAAAAUGAGUAAAACACAACUGCCAACCUACCAAGACAUGGCCUUGCAAUCACCACCUUAACUAAAAGGCCGGGCAAGGAGAGCAUUAAUCAGAGAAGCAGCCAAGCGGCUAACGGUAGCUUAGGAGGAGCUGUUGAGAUCUGAAGCUCAGGUGGGAGAAUGUGUCUGGUGAACAACUAUUGUCAAGAAUAAAGAAUGGUUAAAAGGAAGCCAGAAGUCCCCUCUGUGGUCAGAUGAAGGCUAAAUUGAAGAUUUUGCCCUACAUGUUACACGCUAUAUGGCAGAAUCCUUCUUGGUGGUGGCAGCAUCAUGCUAGGGGGAUGCUUUCUUCAACAGGGACAGGGAAGAAUUAAUCGGAAGACAGAGAUAGCUAAAUGCAGCAAACUUCUGGAAGGAAACCUGUGAGUGACAGGAAAACUUUAAAAACAUUACGAAUAUCAUGAGUCAUUUUAAAGUGUGCGGUUGUAAUGUGACAAAAUGUACAGCUAAUGAAAACUCAAACUUCUGUUUCUCAGUAAAUUGAAAUGUUUAUUAGAAUAAGAUGCAGUAAUGUCACCCUGUUGAACAGUAUGUCCAAGUGCUCAACAAAAGGAGUGCAACAGGUUCAUGUCCUGGGUAGAUCUACAGCAUGUGUGGUUGCUCGUGAAGGACAGUCUCCAACCGCAGUCCAGUCUUUGUGAAUCUCUCCCAAACUGCAGAAUGGGUUUGCUUCAAAAUCCUCUCAAGGAUGCUUUUAUUCCAGUCACUCGUGCUCACUUUUCUGCCAUAUUUUUUCUUUCCACUAAAUUUUCCAGUGACUUUAGAAACUACAUUUUGUGCUUAUCUUUCUUAUAGAGGAUGAUCAUCAAAAUAAUCAUCCAAAAUUAACAGGAAUACAGACUUAAAAUAUGUUACCCUAUGCUAUGGUCAACCUAUGUGAAAUACAAAUUUCCCUUUUUGAAAUAAACUUGUAAUUUAUUGAAAACCAGAAAUUGGGAAUUGUUACUAAUUUAAACCUUAAAACAAAAAUGUAAAGACAAGUUGACUUGACUCACUUUCAUAUACACCCAUCAGUAAUGGCAGUGCUGCCAAAAAAUGCCUAAAACAUAAAAGACUGCCUUCAGCUCAUUUAAAGUCAGUGUCUGGUUAAAAAUGAUAAAGUGUAAUAUUUAGCACUAUUUUUGUAUCCAAAACAUGUUCAAAGAAAAUAAAGAUCUGGUUCAUGUUUUUUUUUUUUUUUUUGUCUUUUUGUGUUAUUAUUAACCAGUAUGGUGAUGUGUCACAUCUUUUGCAAAUAAAAAUAAUUACACAUACAAAAAAAAAAAAAAGACACUUGUUGCUUUCAUCUGUCAUAGCUUAUCUGGGUCACUUUGGAGCAUUUCUGGCUCAACUUGUUCACAUUCGCUGUGAUUAAUCCUUUUCAUGUUUAUUUCAACUGAUGAUGACUUUUAGCAAAGUGACGCUGUCCUGACAGUUUGUUGAAAACUGGUUUGCACCAGUACUGUGGGACUUGUAGAGGCGUAAGUGGCAACUGUUGUAUAGAAAUGUACAUUUUUUUGUAAAGAUAUUUUUAUCAAAUGGCAUGUUUACUGUAACUUUGUAUUUUCAGUUUUCAUGUACACAAAAAUAAGGAAAACAUUCUGUCGUGAGGCUGCUGGAGUCAUUGUCAUUGUAGAUAACUUUGUGUUCUUAUUGGUGAAUAAAAAUAUUGUGUCCUGUA
This is a messenger RNA of Girardinichthys multiradiatus, 4601 nucleotides long. Its product is annotated as RNA-binding Raly-like protein. The coding region runs from base 970 to 1848 and encodes 292 amino acids. Lineage: Eukaryota; Metazoa; Chordata; Actinopteri; Cyprinodontiformes; Goodeidae. Gene Ontology annotation, molecular function: RNA binding. Gene Ontology annotation, cellular component: nucleus. The transcript has 10 exons. The record is from RefSeq and is a predicted model, not a curated record.